AUGGCUUCAGAAGACGCAACCGCCGAGACGCAGGACAAGCAAGUCUCCUUCAAGGUCAAGACAUCCAGCGAUGGUAACCACACCAUCACUAUGUCCGAGGCUGCGACAGUCUUGGACCUGAAGACGAAGCUAUCUGGGGAUGACUACGAAAAGGUGCCAGCCGAUAGACAAAGACUGAUCUACUCCGGUCGUGUUAUGAAGAAUGAGGACGUCCUAAGCAAAUACAACAUCAAGUCAGGCAACACAAUACACAUGGUCAAGAGCGCGCAAAGCAAUGUCGCACAAAAUCCAGCAGCCAGCCCCUCAGCCGCCACCGGUGCAGCAGCUCGAUCAGCGCCAGGAGUGCCAACCAAUAUGGCAGCCGGCACAGCGAACAAUCCUUUAGCUGGCUUGACCGGUGCUCGGUACGCUGGACAUAUGGCUCUUCCAGGAGCAGACAUGUUCGGCGCAGACGGUGGUAUGGGCGCACCACCCAGCGAAGACGCAAUGGCCCAGAUGCUUGAAGACCCAAACGUACAACAAACCAUGAACGAAGCCCUCAACAACCCCGCCCUAAUCGACAUGAUGAUCCAACAAACCCCCGCUCUCCGCAACAACCCACACGCACGAGAGAUGUUCCAGUCCCCCGAGUUCCGCCGCAUGCUCACCAACCCCGAAGCCCUGCGACAAGCAGCCGCAAUGCGACGAUUGAUGGGAGGAGGCGCUGGUGGCGCUGGAGGUUUCCCGGCGCCGGGAGUCACAGAUACCACACCUGGAGCAGCCGGUACGCCAAAUCAACCUAACAAUGCGGCUGCCAAUCCAUUUGCGUCGUUGAUGGGCGGUGCUGGUGGUGCAGGUGCUGGAGGCGCAGCAGGAGGUGCAAACCCCUUCGCGGCACUCUUUGGAACUCCAGGUCAAACUCCAGGUCAAACAGGCGCGACACCAGGCACCGUAGGGUCACCACCUGCAAACGCAGAUGCGCCAGUGAACCCGUUUGCAUCUCUGCUUGGUGGUGGUGCUGGCUUGCAAGGUCUCCCGCCCAUCACGCCAGAGCAAAUGCAACAAGCUAUGCAAGCACUACAAGCAGGUGGCGGUUUCGCAGGCGGAGCUGGAGGAGCUGGUGGUGGAUUUGGUGAUCUAUUUGGACCUGGUGGAUUUGGCGGAGCGGGGGGACCAGCGAGUCCGCCUGCGCCGGCUGAUACGAGACCACCGGAAGAGAGAUACGCGGAUCAGUUGAGGCAGUUGAAUGAUAUGGGAUUCUUUGAUUUUGACCGGAAUGUUGAGGCUUUGAGGAGAAGUGGAGGUAGUGUGCAGGGAGCUAUUGAACAAUUGUUGAGCUAG
Molecule: messenger RNA, 1320 nt
Organism: Lachnellula hyalina
Lineage: Eukaryota; Fungi; Ascomycota; Leotiomycetes; Helotiales; Lachnaceae
Gene: DSK2
Product: Ubiquitin domain-containing protein
Exons: 2
Coding region: 1-1320 (439 amino acids)
Biological process (GO): ubiquitin-dependent protein catabolic process
Cellular component (GO): cytosol
Molecular function (GO): polyubiquitin modification-dependent protein binding
Source: RefSeq, a predicted model, not a curated record